ACCAUGAAAAUGAUUCUGGUGCGCAGGUUCCGCGUGCUCAUCCUGAUGGCCUUCCUGGCGGCUUGCGCGCUGCACCUCGUGCUGGAUCUGCUGCCCAAGCUGGAGCGGAGCGCCGCGCGGCCCUCGGGGGAGCCCGGCUGCUCCUGCGCGCAGCCCGCGGCGGAGGCGGCAGCCCCCGGAUGGGCCCAGGCGCGCGGACACCCCGGAGGGGAGCUGGCGGCCGCAGCCUCCGCCGCCGGCGACGCGGGCUGGCCCAACAAGCACACGCUGCGCAUCCUACAGGACUUCAGCUCCGACCCUUCCUCCAACCUCACGUCCCACUCGCUUGAGAAACUGCCCCCCGCAGCCGAACCGGCCGAGGGCGCCCCGCCGGGACAGGAUCCCGGCGUCCCGCGUCCCCCAGACCCGGCUCACCGGCGGCUCCUCCCGGACUCCGGCCCGCGUGGACCUGUGCCGCCCCCUGGCCUGAGCCAGGACGGCUCCCUCCUAGCCAGGCUGUUCCAGCACCCGCUGUACCAGGCCCCCAUUCCACCUCUAACGGAGGGCGAUGUCCUCUUCAACGUGAACAGUGACAUCAGGUUCAACCCCAAGGCAGCGACGGGGGAGAACCCAGACUGGCCACAUGAAGGUCCUGAGGAUGGAUUCCUGCCCACCGGGGAGGCGGCCGUGGACUCCUAUCCCAACUGGCUCAAAUUCCACAUCGGCAUCAACCGAUAUGAGUUGUACUCUCGACACAACCCAGCAGUGGAGGCCCUGCUCCGUGACCUGGGCACCCAGAAGAUCACCAGUGUGGCCAUGAAGUCGGGCGGCACACAGCUCAAGCUCAUCAUGACUUUCCAGAACUACGGGCAGGCGCUGUUCAAACCCAUGAAGCAAACAAGGGAGCAGGAGACGCCUCCCGACUUCUUCUACUUCUCUGACUACGAGAGGCACAAUGCGGAGAUCGCCGCCUUCCACCUGGACAGGAUCCUGGAUUUCCGCCGGGUCCCUCCCGUGGCCGGCAGGCUGGUCAACAUGACUAAGGAGAUCCGAGACGUCACGAGGGACAAGAAGCUGUGGAGAACCUUCUUCAUCUCCCCAGGUGCCCCCUCCCAAGGCUGGACCACGAGGAACCCCUCCUACAUCCUGGGGCUUUUGUCGCUUGUAUUUCGUCUUGGAACAUUUUGCAUUGUCCCAGUGAUGCCGGCACAGUGGAGUGGAGUGACCCAGCUGGGCCACCAAGACCCCACAGGGUGUGGCCCUGUUCCCCGACCCCACAGAGACGCCUCAGCCGUGCCAGGCACCUGCCCAGCCAGUUCACACAGACAGAAUCCACACGAAGCCCUGCACUCGCCGAGUCUAAAGAUCCGCUGGCCCAGAAGCCCCUUCCUUGUAGCCAACAACAUCUGCUUCUAUGGGGAGUGCUCGUACUACUGCUCUACGGAACACGCCCUGUGCGGGAAGCCGGACCAGAUCGAGGGCUCGCUGGCCGCCUUCCUGCCCGACCUGUCCCUGGCCAAGAGGAAGACCUGGCGGAACCCCUGGCGACGCUCAUACCACAAGCGCAAGAAGGCAGAGUGGGAAGUGGACCCUGACUACUGCGAGGAGGUGAAACAGACACCCCCCUACGACAGCAGCCACCGCAUCUUGGAUGUCAUGGACAUGACCAUCUUCGACUUCCUCAUGGGAAACAUGGACCGCCAUCACUACGAGACCUUCGAGAAGUUCGGGAACGAGACAUUUAUCAUCCACUUGGACAACGGGAGAGGGUUUGGGAAGCACUCUCACGACGAGCUGUCCAUCCUGGUGCCUCUACAGCAGUGCUGCAGGAUCCGGAGGUCCACGUACCUGCGGCUGCAGCUCCUGGCCAAGGAGGAGCACCGGCUGAGUCUGCUGAUGGCCGAGUCCCUGCACGCGGACCGCGUGGCCCCCGUGCUGUUCCAGCCGCACCUGGAGGCGCUGGACCGGCGGCUGCGCAUCGUGCUGCGGGCGGUCAGGGACUGCGUGGAGAAGGACGGGCUGCACAGCGUCGUGGAGGACGACCUGGGCCCCGAGCACAGAGCCGCGGCCGGGAGGUAGUGAACGCGGGCCGCAGCCAGGCCAGCCGCCCGGGACAUGAGCCCGCAUGGGCAGACGGCUGCCGGGGCACGUGCCUCACUUCAGACCCGGGCAGCCAGGGGCGCACGCUGUGCCCACGGACAGAGGCGGCCUGGUGGUGGGCCAGCACCCUUUUGUACGGAAAGGAAGCCUUUACUUACGAUUUUGUAUUUAUACCUGGUGUAAAUGUACAUACAUAGAGAUGUCAUCUGUACAGACCCUGACCACCCCACAGGUCACAUAUGGGGGCCACCCAGCUGGUCUAGAUGGUCCUGAGAAGGGCUCCCACUCUGGACUGAGCUCGCAGUAGAAACUCUUCUCCCUUCUCGGGGCCACAGGAGGCUCCUGGGGCCCUCACAGACUCGCGUCAAGGGAUGAACACCGCGUGGGUUUCGAAGUGAAGGACCAGCCGUCCCCCAGCCGCCGCGCUGACCUCAUGGCACUGUCUGGAGCUGGUGCACAUGCGACCGGUCAUGCGGCUGGCUACCUUCAAGGCAUUUUCGUGGAAUAGUUUGCAAUGUGGUAAAAGUGCAAUAAAGAUUCAGCAAAUAUGA
Molecule: messenger RNA, 2630 nt
Organism: Cervus elaphus (red deer)
Lineage: Eukaryota; Metazoa; Chordata; Mammalia; Artiodactyla; Cervidae
Gene: FAM20C
Product: FAM20C golgi associated secretory pathway kinase
Exons: 11
Coding region: 4-2058 (684 amino acids)
Biological process (GO): protein phosphorylation
Cellular component (GO): Golgi apparatus
Molecular function (GO): protein serine/threonine kinase activity
Source: RefSeq, a predicted model, not a curated record